This is a messenger RNA of Cylindrotheca closterium, 1011 nucleotides long. NCBI's taxonomy places the organism in Eukaryota, Bacillariophyta, Bacillariophyceae, Bacillariales, Bacillariaceae. The record is from the annotation of a GenBank genome assembly.
AUGGCAAUGAUUUGCAGCAUCGAUUUCAACACUUCUCCCAACAUGAAUCCAUUCAACACACAAGGAACACUGGAUUCAUGCUUGGACCGUGCGGAACCAGAAUUUAACACCAGCACUUGCUGUUCUUUCAGCAACAACAACACAAUGUCAUCAGCAUCUUGUUACCAACAACAACAACAACAACAACAACAACAAGAUGAUCUUCAAGACUCCUUCUAUUUCCAUCAAGGACGCGUCGCUCCAGAAUUGGACUUGUCACUCUUUUCCUUGGGAGGAGGAGGACAAGAUGAACAACAAGAUCUCGAGCCUGUACCCAUUGGAGCUUACAAGAGUCCUUACCAAGAAGCUCAUUUGCAAUCCAUGCUCAAGGAAUCUGUUGAAUUCCUCUUUGGCUCUAAUAAUGCUACUACUAAGCGAGGACUUGAGCAACUCGAGCAAGAUGGUUUCUGCUGCAAGAAGCGCAAGCUAGUAUCCGAGGACUACAGCGAGGACUUUUCGGAUGAUUGCUCCUCGCGAUCGUCUCGAUCCGAUGUCACGCGCUUCCGACCCUACCAAAACCAACAGUGGGGUCAGCGCUUUGAAGACCUCCAAGAGUUCCGCAAGGUCAAUGGACACUGCUCUGUUCCAUACGAUCACCCACCAAACCCAACGCUUGCUCGAUGGGUCAAACGUCAACGGUACCAAUACAAGCUCCAUGUCGAAGGCCAACCGAGUGCCAUGACCGAAGAGCGAGUUCAAGCUUUGGAGGGAGUCGGCUUUGUCUGGGACACCUACUCGGCGGCCUGGGAACGACGCAAGUCGGAAUUGAGAGCUUAUAGAGCCGAGAAUGGACAUUGCAACGUCCCGGCCACCUUCAAGGUCAACAAGAAGCUAGCCGCUUGGGUCAAGUGUCAACGAAGGCAAUACAAAUUGUUUCAUGAAGGCAAACCAAGUACCUUGAACCAUGAUCGCAUUGAGGGCCUCAACCAAAUGGGCUUUCAAUGGGAGGUUCGUUCGCUGCGACGGCAAUGA